Molecule: messenger RNA, 4264 nt
Organism: Pteropus alecto (black flying fox)
Lineage: Eukaryota; Metazoa; Chordata; Mammalia; Chiroptera; Pteropodidae
Gene: CHIC2
Product: cysteine rich hydrophobic domain 2
Exons: 2
Coding region: 284-712 (142 amino acids)
Source: RefSeq, a predicted model, not a curated record
UUGCCUGAGUUGCUGCGGCGGCGGCGGCGGUGGUACUGGUGAAGGUGUCGGCCCUUGGGCGGAUGUUGACAUUGUAUUGUUGUUAUUGCUGACGGUAAUGGCGGCGACGGCCGGGACCCCAUCUCCUCUGUAGCCGGAGCCGAGACAGCCAAGAGCCAACUCUGCGGCCUCUAGCCGGCGGCAGCGACUCCCCUCAGCCUCCGCCGCCUCGCCACCCCGUACCGCGCGCGGCCCCAGCCCCUGGAGUCAGGCUCCUUUGGGCAGGGGGCCUCGGAGGCUCAGGAUGGCGGAUUUCGACGAGAUCUAUGAGGAGGAGGAGGACGAGGAGCGGGCCCUGGAGGAGCAGCUGCUCAAGUACUCGCCGGACCCGGUGGUGGUCCGCGGCUCCGGUCACGUCACCGGUCUCGGAAACGGGGACAGACUGCUCUUCCUUCCCCACACACCCCUUUUAGCAAGCCCUGCAGGCCUGGGGCGAUGUGACGGAUCCCAGAGCGAAGGUUUUUCUUUAGGGUCUGCCUUUCAAGCUUCUUUAGGGACACCCCUUCAAGCUCCGGGUGGAAGUACACGUAUUUAUGAGGUCCCUCCCCCUUGUUUUAUCAUCCAGUUACGCUUUGAUUCUUUUUCCUCGUCUGGGCCUUUGAUCCUAGUGACUUAUGGCUUAGAAGCCAGAUCUGGGCCUUGUGAGACCCCAGUGACAAUCGGAAAUGAGUAGUAGUUCACUGCAAUUGUGUGUGUUUCACACAUACCCACAGGUCUCCCCAGUUUCUUGCAGUCAAUUUCUGCAGAACGAAUGCAAAUUCCUGUAAUUGUAUAUGAUAAAAAUGUAUAAAUGAACAUACAUUUUAAGAUAUGCAGAAUGAUACAUGUUCACAACUUUUUAUUUUUUUAAUCUUCGUGAUGGACACACUGCUCAGGUCACUGAGGGUUCUCUAAGUCCCUCCUUUGGGCAUGAACUCUGGGGUGGCUUCUUCAUUUGAUAAGGGUUCCUCUAAAUCCGUUUAGCAACAUUUAAAAGUACGAUAUUCAAACAAUAAGGAAGAAGAGCCUUCUGAAAGGUCAUGACUAAUAAAAGAAUGUGAAGACUUGAACCAAAUAAUGAGCUGUCCGGAAGCAGGAAGUUUUGUAAAGUUUCUCUGAGUACAAAAUUUCGUACAACUUGAACCAUUUGUACACUUUUUCAUUUUAGAUCUCCUGUUUAAAUCAUAAAUCAAACUUUCACUCUUGUCAGAUAUCUCCACGCUUCACCUUUUUAGUAAAAUAAAAGGGCCAGCAAGUCUGAGACUGUAACAGUUUUCAUUAUAUUUUGGUAUAGAGUGAGUGGGAUGUGCAAUGAAUAACUUACUGAAACAGUAAGACUUCUCAUAUGAGAUUGUCAGCAGGAUCCUUGCAUUUCUCAAUACAUGAUAUGACCAAACAUGUUGUUUGGGUAUGCUUAUAUAAUGCUUUGAUUUCUUUAGCACCUAUUAGUUUAUAUUCAGGUGACUUAACCAGGGUAAAAACACUGCAUAAUAGCUGUCACAGCGGCAUGAAAAGAAUGGAAUUUAUCACCACAAUAAGUUACUUAGUGUUUUAACUGUCAUCAUCAGCAGAAUUAAGAAUUAUAACCAAAUAUCAUGGAUAUUAAAUCUUUUAACAUAUUUCACAGAACUAUUUUAGUCUUAUAGCCUGUCCUUUAAUUUUCAGUUUGACUUAGGAACUUUUCACAUUGUUUUAAACCUAAGGGGUAUAUGGGUGCUUAAGGGAUUUUCGAACUUUUUCAUGUUAUCUGCCCAAAUUUCCCCCUACAAUACUCAUGUCAAAGAAAAGCAGGUAAAAUUUUAUUUGAAAAGGUGCAGCUAUAGUUGUAAUGUUUCCUCUGUUUAAGGAAAAGAAAAGGUAAGUACUUUGUUGAGUUAAACGGAAAAUAUAAUAGGCAAAUAGUGCUUAGAACUAAAUAGGUGAUCAGUAAAUUUGAUUGUAUUUGGCUACUUAGACAGGUUUACAGGGUGGGAGAGAAUUAUUAGUGGUUCUCAGUUUUAGCUCCCCAUUAGAAUUACCUGGGAAGCUUUAAAAAAAUACCCCUGCCUUGGGCUCAGACCAGGCCAAUUGAAGGCCAACUAGCUGAGUGGGGGUCCCAGGUGUGGAUAAUUUUUUUAAAAAGUCCCAGUGGUGAUUCUUGUAGCUAGGAUUUCAAACCACUGUUCCAGAGUAGUAUAAAGAGGAACUAUAUGCCACCAGUAAACAGUAUUCCUUUCCACAUUGGGAGUUAAUAUUUCUAUGAUUUCCCUCAACCACUUGCCUCUCUUCCUGUUAACCUUGGCACUAGGCUCUAGGUUGAAAUGUAGUCUGCCAUUUCUUGGGUAAAUUAUUAAUCUGUGCCUCUUCAGUUAAGAUAGGGAUAGUUAUAGUCCCUAAUUUAAGUUUAAUGAGGAUUAAAUGAGACCAUACAUGCGAAGAAUUCAUCACACUGUGUUACUCUGCUCAAUAAAUAUUAGCCUUUGUUAAUUUUCCUCUACACAGUAUUCCACUUUGAGAGACAUAGGUGUAAAGCACAGUACUAAGAAAUAGGAACUGCCGUUUUUGAACCUGGCAGUGAUUCACUUUAGUCUUUUUUUUUUUUUCUAUUUCUAAACUAUUUAUGUAGGUUAAAUUACUAUGUGAAGUAUUUCAGUGAGAAUUAUAAGACUCUGCAUUGAAAACCUAAGCCUGUUUUGUGGUGACAUAAAUAAGUAUAGUAAUAGUAAUACAAACCUUUUUUUUUUUUGAUAUGACUGUCACACAUGAUUCACAGGCAUACCAUGCCAAAGGUAGUCCAGUUAGCACCUAUAAAAGUUUUUGAAAUUAGUGCUUACCAGUUACUGUAACUGUUGAGCAUGGUCAGUUUUUCUUGCCUUUAAAUAAAUCGGAAGUUUUUAAAAUAGUUACAGUAAGACUGGUUAAGCUAAUCACUACCUCUGCACCCCUACUUUUUUUUUUUUUUAACUAAGGAGCUGUUCAGAGCAGUCUUCCCUUACCAAUUUGAAAGUAAAUGAUGGUGUAAACUGAAUCAUUUGUAAUCCAGAUCAUUCUGAAUUUAUGGAUAUAGAUUUAUCCAUAUGUAUUUUUCAGAUUUCACUUUUGAGUAGACCUUUAUAUUUCUCCUCUUUUCCUCUCUACUUUGAUAUAUCAUAUUUUAGUAUUCUUACUUUAUUUUAGAAAUCACUAUAUUCUCAUAUGAUAUUAUUUGGCAUGUCAUUUUAGUGAUGUGAAAAAGUACGUUACUUUCUAUUUUCCUACUACAUAAGCAGGACUUGAUUAGUUUGGGGCAUAAUCAGAUUUUUGGAACAUAAGGAUGUAAAAGGUAUAGUUUGCCUAAGCAAAGUCUAUUUUAUUGGGGUUUUUAAUACAAAUAUUUUAAUAUUGACUCCAAAUCAGACUUAUACUUUGUACUUCCAUAAUUCUUUCUUGAUAUUCUUUUGAAUGAGUAUAUAAUAUUAUUUUUCAUUGUUAGAUUUGCAUGUAGUGAUGUGGAACAAGAUGGCAGGUCCAACAGGGAGAAAUCUUGUGCAGAAGCAUAUUUUGAGAAAAAGUGGUAUUUGAAAGAAGAGGGAAAUGAUAAGUUCCUAUUACUACAAAAUAUUUAUAUACAUAUAAUUUAAAAGGCUUGAGUUCACACUUCAGUUAAAAGUAGAUUUCCUGUUUGUGCAUGGUGAUGGGAAGGGGGUGUUUCUCAUUUUAUUAUGUAAUGAAGAUGAGGAAAAAGGUAAUUAAUUUAUUAGGUAGUAUUGGCCAGAUUGGUUAAUAUUUUAAAAUUGUGGAGUUUUUUAACCCUCAAAAUACAUUUGUACAAAAUAUAAUGAUUUGUUGAAGACUGAUUUUCCACAGUGAUAAUAGCGCUAAAAGAUGUAUUCAUCUAAAAUUAGAAUUUAAAACUAGUUUUAGGCCAAUAUUUCCUAGCUAAUUGAUAAUUAUAACUGACAAUAUUUGCUCCUCCUAUAUCAGAAUCAAACUUGGGACUUUCCUAAGGCAUGUAUAAUCUUUGACUUCUAACUUAAAUCUUGUCAUAGAGCCAAGUUAUUUUGCUGAGGUUUGUUUCUAAUAUUAUUCUUUUUCUAAUUCAUUAAAUUAUCCUGUCUUUAUGUACUCUCUUCUGAAGUAUAAUCUUGACACUAAUAAUUCCUUAUUCUUCACCAGUUUUUAUCACUGGCUGUGGAUCAUCACUCUCUUUGCUUGUCUUCGUCUCAGAUAUGCUGUGGAAAAUUGAAAGGUUUAGAAAUGUGACUUGAAUAAAAAUAUCUGGCAACUA